Molecule: messenger RNA, 2032 nt
Organism: Dicentrarchus labrax (European seabass)
Lineage: Eukaryota; Metazoa; Chordata; Actinopteri; Moronidae
Product: chemokine XC receptor 1-like
Exons: 2
Coding region: 34-1083 (349 amino acids)
Biological process (GO): immune response; G protein-coupled receptor signaling pathway
Cellular component (GO): membrane
Molecular function (GO): G protein-coupled receptor activity
Source: RefSeq, a predicted model, not a curated record
ACAGCAAACAGUACCUGGAGUCACACUGAGUACAUGUUCAAGAGUCGUUGUCACUUCCUCAAAGACAUCAACAAGCAAACAAUGGCCCUUGACAGUGACUACAAUAUCAGUUACGACUAUGACUACUACAUAGACUAUGAAAAUGACAUCAGCUUCGUGGGUCAUCAUGUCGAGAUAAAAACAGGACCUCUUCUCUCCUCCUUUGUGUGCUUCAUCCUCAUCUUCUGCAUCAGCGUGCCCGGAAACAGCUUCCUCCUGUGGGGCCUUCUAAGGGAACGAGCUUGGAAGACCACAACUGACAUCUUGCUUCUGCAACUCAUAAUUUCUGACCUUUGCCUCACUUUGUCCCUCCCAUUUAAGGCUUUCAGUCUGCUCUAUGGCUGGAGCUUUUUGGACAAGGUCUGUGGAAUCAUAAAUGGGGCUUUUGUUCUUGGUGUGGAAAGCUACAUAUUGAUCCUCACUGCCAUGACUUUGUAUCAUUAUGUUGUCGUGGUCCAUGCUUCGUGUCUAUCUGCACAGACCAGCAAAAAAUGUGGUGUCCGCAUGGCUAGCAUUGUGAUAUGGCUGGUGUGUGCUGCUGCGAGCAUUGAGGUAUUAGUAAAUAGUACUGUCACACACGCAUCUGGUUAUAUGAUAUGUAUGUAUGUUCCACAGUCAUUUAUUAUGCUGCUCUCUGUCACCGGCUUGAAGUUGGGGCUUUUCUUUAUACUCUUCAUUAUCAUAACAUUCUGCUUCGUCCAUAUGUGGAUAACUAUCAAACAGUGCAGGAUAAACAGACAUUACCAGGCCUCUAGAUUGAUUCUGGGGAUGACUGUUACUUUUUUCCUUUCUUUGUUGCCAUACAAUCUUUUCCUCUUUAUACAUUACUUGUUUGCGUUCGAUGUUCUGGAUUUUGCAGAAUGGAGAACAGCAAUGUACUAUUCAGGGUUCAUCAUUCCCACACUGCCUUACAUCCACUGCUUCCUGAAUCCGUUGUUGCAUUUAUUUGGAGCACAAAGAUUUAGGAGGCAUCUCCCUGUUCCAUGUAACACUUCAUCCGAGAGACAUGUGACAUUCUCACUUCAAUGGCAAUCACUCCUCUAAAUGAUGCCACUGUGUGACCAACAAACAUGUGUCUUUGAAUAACCAAACUUUAUGGUUAGAAGUAAUUACAAACUGUUCGCUAUGCCUGUCAAGCUCUCUGUUCUCACAGGGCAGUUUACAAUAACCAUAUCGGAUUUAAUGACCACUCAAAAUUAUUUGAGUAAUUCAGUAUAUAGCUUAUAGUAUAUUGUGUUUUUGAGUUCUUUUCCCCUGGCUCAUUAAAGGGAUGACAUCUCUGAGAGCUAACGAUGUAUUUGAUUUGGCAAAUGUUACAUUAUGGAAGAGGAAUUUAGAAAACGGUCAGUUGCAACAGAAUAACACGGACAGAAACAAAAAAAGAAACGCUGAUGAUCAUGUAACUUGUAGAUUGCAUUAAAGAUAAACAAACUGAUGCAUAAUGAAAGACAACACAGGAUGCAGUGGAACUGAUAUUUGGUGAUUAUUGCAAUACUGGCUCUUUAGAAAGAGGAAGAGUGACUUGAUCUAAUAAAAAAAUGCUUGAAAAAAGGAAGUGACAGUAACGUUUUACAAAACUAAAGUCACUAUUUUACGAAAUGACAAUAAAACAGCAGUGAUCCAUAUGUAUUAAAACUUUGUUCUUGAUUGCAAUUUUUCUCACUUAAAUCAGCACUUAAGACCUUGUUAAGAUGAUUUUAUUGCACUGAACAACUCAACCCACAAGAUGGCAACAAAAAUGAAGGCUGGUUGUAAUUUCUUCUGGUCAAUUGUUUAAAGGAGAAAAGAAUCAUAAUUAUGAAAUAUGUGUUUGUGAUUUGUGUUUAUUAGGCUUAAUAUUCAUUUCAUCAAUCAUUUCACAUCAAACAAUAUUAAGUUAAUAUAUCUGAUGUUAAAUCCACCCCUCUAUGUCUUCAUACGUGUAAGCACCAUUUAACUUGGCAAUGUUCCUUGUGUAUCCACUGUAACUGCAAAUAAAGCAGUUUCGAAUAUG